Molecule: messenger RNA, 1727 nt
Organism: Phytomonas sp. EM1
Lineage: Eukaryota; Euglenozoa; Kinetoplastea; Trypanosomatida; Trypanosomatidae
Source: the annotation of a GenBank genome assembly
GCUUGUCUAUGUAUGAUAGACUCAAUAUAACAUACAUUACGUAGUAAGCCGAAACGAGUUAAUACGCAUCCAAAUCCAAAAAAAAAAACAGAAAAAUAAAGAACAUAUUAACUAAAUAAAAUAAUCUUUCUUUGUUUCUCCUUUGCAGGUAGAAUAGGCUAACAGCACACACAUACACACACACACACAUAAAGCGAACGAACACAGGGGGCGAAAAGGAAAUAAAAAAGGCCCCCACACUCAUCUAUCCAAGGAGGAUAACCGUACCCUUACCAAAGGAGGCGAAGUUCAUCCGUGGAAUGCCCUCCCAAUCGCGCGGGCGGCACCCUCCGAAAGGCGGCCACGUCUUCCGCCACGCCGUCGAGGAUGUCCACAUCGGCGUCGGAUACGCCGCCCUCGGGGGGCUCUCGCUGCGCCUCGCCGCGGGCCCCCCCCCUUCCGGUUUUGAAAAUCCGGCCGAACGCCGCCCUCCCGCCGACGCCGCGUUUUUUCUCGAACUCAACGCCCUCCUCCUGUCGGAGAGCGCGCGGGAUUUUAAAAAAUUCCGCUGGGAGGUCCUCCCGCUGUGUGAGACGCCCGCGCUUUUCCAGCUUCACCGUCGCGAGAUCGCGCGCCGGCUCCUCCACGCCCUUCUCGACCGCACGGGCGGGGAAGGGGGGUAUGCGCGGAAAUCCAAAAGCACCGCGGUGCGCCUCCGAGGCGAGACGAGCCGGGGGACCGCCUCGGAGGGGUUUGCGGCCUUCGCGCGGUUAACCAUCGCCUUCGCGCGGGACCUCGGGGAGGGGUUUUUGCCGUUUUACGAGGUCUUCCAGCAGGCCGUGCAGGCGGGGUUGUACGACGAGCAGGGGCGGUUUCUCCCCGCGGUGGAGCCGCUCCGCCUCGUCUUCGCCGUCCAGGCCGCGUGGGCGCGGGAGAUGGCGCCGUACUGGACGCAACCCACCACCCCGGCGAAACUCAUCCGCCGGAUUCUCCGACUUUACAUCGCGCAGUUGCGGGAUUCCAAACCCUAUCUCGCGCGGCUUUCCGCGGAGUGGCUGGGGUAUCUUUGCCGACUCGCCCCCGGGAUGAUCGGGGUGGUGGUCGAGGAGGCCUGUGGGGAUCUCCUCGCGGGUUACGAACGCCUCCGCGCGGAAAAAACGCGCGACGACGGCGACGAAGGGGAGGCGGACACCCUUUCGACGGGAUCCUCCGCGGAGGCGAUCCGCGACGACGACGACGACGCCCCCCCCGCGGCGGAAACGACCGGCCACGGCGAGGGGGGGAUCCCGGAGGUGUGGUCGGAAUCGCAGGUUCGCGCGUUCCUCGAGGAAACCCUCCCUGCCGAUCCGAUGGUGCGGGGGUUGCAGUUUUUCGCGGAGGAGCUCUUCCGCGGGAUGCGCGGCACCCUCAACUCCGCCUUCGAAACCCAUUACCUCCGCCUCCUCGAGCGGUUUCUUCUGAUAAAUGAAACCCAAAAGGCGGCGGUGCGGGCGAGGGACCCAGCGUACUUCCAAACCCUUUUUAUGUUCGACAACGACGACGAAAAAGGCGAAAACGGAAACGAAAUAGAAGAAGAAGAGGGGGAUGAGGAGAAAAAGGCGCGUCAGAGGCGGGCGGCAUCGCGUGAGGGGCUCCAUUCGGAUCGCUUUUGGUCGCGUUUCGUCUUCGCCGAGACGGAAGAGGCGGAGGCGAGGGAGCUCGCGGCCGCCUCACGACCCCCCCCCUCGUUUGCCCCCCAACGAUCCUAA